Messenger RNA from Penicillium canariense, 414 nucleotides. It is a transcript of the gene tpcK, whose product is annotated as decarboxylase tpcK. Bases 1 to 414 code for a protein of 137 amino acids. The record is from RefSeq and is a predicted model, not a curated record. Lineage: Eukaryota; Fungi; Ascomycota; Eurotiomycetes; Eurotiales; Aspergillaceae. The transcript is spliced from 2 exons. Gene Ontology annotation, molecular function: oxidoreductase activity.
AUGGCUUCCAGAGAUCAAAUGCUUUGUCUCAAUAUCCUCGGCUACAAGAGAGAUGGCAUUACUACGGAUGAGUACCGCGACUAUAUGGUCAACGUACAUGCAAAGAUCGUUCGUGAGCUUAUGGAGAAAUAUGGAAUCAAGCAGUGGAGCAUGUCGCACCCAGUGGACGAGUCUCCAGCUCUUAUGGCAAAGAUCUUUGACCCGCAAUUCUCUAACGUUGCAUCCUAUGAUUGCUGCGUGUCAAUUGUUUUCCCUGAUAUUGAUUGCUUUGUCCAAAUGAAGGCAGACCCGUAUUUCAAGAUGAACGUGGGGCCUGAUCACGAGAAAUUUGCGGACACAAAGAGGUCGCAGAUGAUGAUAGGGUAUUGGACACCGGUCAUGGAGGAUGGACAGCUUCUUGCUUCCAGUGAGUAA